Patella vulgata (common limpet) is the source of this 8966-nucleotide messenger RNA. RefSeq lists its product as uncharacterized. NCBI's taxonomy places the organism in Eukaryota, Metazoa, Mollusca, Gastropoda, Patellidae. The record is from RefSeq and is a predicted model, not a curated record. The coding region runs from base 407 to 6085 and encodes 1892 amino acids. The transcript has 11 exons.
UUUACUUAUGGGAAAGGCAUUAUGAUGGUUAGUUAGAUGUACGAGGUGUGCCUAUUGGUCUUCAUUCAUAUGACAACAAGCGAGGAAACAAUGCUAAUCUUCCUUCUCGCAUAUCUCAGCUGAUCAGAGGCAGGUACAACAAACUUUUGAUGGUUUCAAGACAAAUUGAAAUUUACCUGGAUUUAACGAACUCAACUGAACAGAAGCACCUGGAUCAACAUUAGCAAAUCGUGUCUUGGCGCUCAAAACUUAUAUAAUAGUAAUAUCAUAAUAGAUUUUACCAUCGUUUCGUUCAGAGAGGGAAGAAAGUUCGUUUUUUAUCAAUAUAGAUUUUCAAUUUUGAAAUUUGUGGUUAGAGUACUGUACUGUGUUUUCCUGUAUUACCGGGAAUUAGCAGAGCUGAGAGAUGAUGGGGAUUGAUUAUAUUGACAAGUGGAUCUAUGUGUCUGUGAUUGUAUUGGCUAUUUUGUCAAAUGUCCACUGUCAGUCAGUUGCAAAGGAGAUUAAUGGAACCUUAAUAGAUUUAUCAGGAACGUGGCAAGAAGACUAUAGUGACUCAGAAAGUCAAAUUUAUUCAGAUUUAAAAAGUAAUUUAACCACACGACUUGAAUUAACAUUUAGUAACGAAAAUGUUGAUGUAUUAAGUGUGACACUUUCUAAUUUUAGAGAACCCAAUGUUACGGCGGAUGUCAGUCUAUCAAUAAAUACAUCGUUAAGCGACAUGGAUAUAUUAAAUAUAAUAUUGCUGGGAGAACUAAUCCAGUCUUUGCGGCUACAAAAUGUAUCUAUUUUCAACAUUACUCCAAGUACAAAUAACCCAGCGCCAUCCAUCAUAACCGAAUCUCAACAACAAACUUCAAACAAUGUAGAAACAUCUAGUACAUUGAUGACUACUGGCCCGUCCACUGAAUGGUCAAACCAAGACCAAACAGCUGUCGAUAUACAACCUACUUCAAUAACAAAAAUGACAGCCACAGAUACUGCAUCCGAAAUAAGCCCAGAAUCGUCAUCAAAUAUCGAAAAUUUAUUUGUUCCGGCCAGCUCUUUAAUUGCCGAAUCAUCACCAGGCCUUCAAACUCCUAGUGUGGUAAACUCAGUUAAAGUAACAUCAAUGACAUUAGGUGAACAGGAAACGACAACACAGACUGGGGAACCAACGUCUGAGAUAAUUGUGGCAUCAUCAAGUGAACAACCAACUGUUGCCACUACUUCCUUGGCCGAACAACCGCUUCAAACAUCUUAUGAUGUGCCCCAAUCGAGCACACCUGUUCUUCAGCAAAGUUCGUCGACAAUGGAUGCUUUAAAAGAAGAGACCUUGUCUAGUUCAGAGAUAGUAAAACUGGAAUCUCCAAUAGCAGUAGUCGAGUCUUCAUCUCAAGAUUUUUUCCGUACUUCUUCUCAAGAUGUAAUUGUAUCUUCUACUCCAGCGGUACUCCAGAAAUCCUCUCAAUAUAUAAUACAGUCCUCAUCUGAACCCGGAUCUUCUCAAUUUGCCGACCAAUCAUCCUCCCAAGCAGCAACAGUCGAAUCGUCGCCUGAGGUAGCAAUGCAGUCUACCUCCAACACAGUUAUUCAAUCCUCCUCUCCAGUAGCAGUACAGGAUACAACCCACACCUCCAUGGAACACCAAACAAUACCUAGUUUUCAUAUGACUACUUCGAUUGUGAACGAUUCUGACCAAUUUGAGCUUUCGGCAACUACCUCUAAUCAGGUUACGGUACAGUUAUCAUCUGUGUUUCACGAAUCAGCUCUACAAGAGUCAAGUUCUGUUACUGCUGUGGAGUCUAGUCGAUUGGUGGAUGUAAUAAAGACAAGUUUGUUAGUGUCUUUACAAACUUCCACACCAUAUUCCACAAAGCAAGCUGAAAUGGUCAUGUCUUCAACACUUCCUCUGCCAGAAUCAAGCGAUAUUUAUAUGUUGAGCUCAUCAUUAAAUCCUGAAACAUCAUCAGAGGUAGUUAUUGCCGGAGGUAAAGAGACAAGUACCGUACAAGAGCUGCCGAAUACUUCGUUUGUGAAAUCGACAAUAGAAAUGUCGAUCGGGGCAUCAUCUUCAAUAACACACUCUGGGGUUUCAUCGUAUGAAGUUCAAAAGGAAUCGAGUACUAGAUACACAGAAGAGAGCUCAACGCAUAUGCCAGAUGGAUCUUCCUCUAUUUUUACGGAAUAUUUUUCUCCUAGUAGAUCAUCAAUGUUGAAUGCAGAAAUCUCUACACCCAUGCAAUCUGAAGUGUUGGCCAGUAAUUAUGUUAAAUCUACAGAAAUGGCACAAACCACAUCAUUGACUUUAAGGUCCAGCUCUUCAGUGAAUGUAGAAGUAUUCCCUUCGCAGUCAAGUUCCAUUGAAUUUUCUUCGCCGUACAUAACAUCAGCUAAAUAUACGGAAAUGUCCUCGAGUAUGUCGUCUUCUACUAUUAUUCCCACUUUUGCAACAGAAACCAAAGUCAUAGAAACUAAUUCAAUACCUGAACAAGAGGCUCUUUCGACAGAUUCUAGUUGGGAAGGAUCGCCAUCAGCUUCCAUGAUACGAGAAUCAUCUUCAGUUGUCACCAUCAUACCAACAAAAUCCAGUGAAAUGGAAUCGUCCCAAUCCACCGAGGCAACGGAACAGUUAACAUCAGAAUCAUUCAUUAUUAUGGCAACAGAAUCGAUAAACACGUCGCCCUCAGUUGCUGCCUCUGAAGAAGUGGUGAACUCGUAUUCUACAAGUAUGUACCAACCCAUGGUGUCCAUGUCUGUUUCGUCAUUCUAUGAAGUAUUGACGAGUUCUUCACCAAUAAUGGCAACAGAAUCCCAAUCCUCUUCUUCGGGAAUGUUACUUAUCUCGGAUUCAGUCGUGACAUCACCAUCCUCCGCUAUAUCACCGACGGUGGAAGUAUCAUCUUUAUCACUGGAUUUGACAGAAAUAACAUCUACAAAUUCAAUGAUUCAAAGUUAUUCCAGUUCAUAUUUAGAACAGCUAUCCCAUUCAACAGAGGUAGCAUCAUCAUCAAGUGAAGUGGCUUUGCCUAAACCAGACCAGUCAUCGUCAUCCAUUUUUAUGUCUGAAGCAUCAGACAUGUCUACUAAGUCACAUUUGGUAUCUCUAACGGAAAUGAUCAUGGCGUCAGAAGUAUCAUCAUCCUCUGCUUUUGUGGUCACGGAACUUUCAGAAAUUCGAGGCUCCUCGUCAACCAAUAUUUUGUUACCUAUUGUGUCGUCAUCAUCAAGCAUAGAUUCGGGAUUGGUUAUGACAUCUUCAUUUGGAGUUAUCGAUAUGUCUAUAGACGAACUGAGUUCGUACCCUUCGUCAUCAUCAACAAUAUUACCAAUUAUAUCACAAUCACCAGAGAUGGUUUCCUCGUCAACUGACCUACCUUUACCAGCACAGAGUACCAGUAUCAUGUCAACAUCGGCGACGGUAUCGGACAUUAUAUCAAGCGACCCAACUAGUCAAAUGUCAGAGUUAUCACAUAUAAUGUCCUCAUCAGAAAUUUCAUCCUCACAAAUGGAAACUUCUUUAUCUAUAAUGGAUUUUUCAUCAUCGACUGCACUGCCUGUUUUACCGUCCUUGGAGUUAUCGGAAUCCCCAAGUGUUAGUUCCGUGCCGUUUAUUUCAUCAGAACUGGAAACAUCAGCAUAUUCAAGUCUUAGCCGAGAGUCAGAAAUCGUAUCGCCAUUCUCCUCAAUGAAUGUAAUCUUACCAACACAAAUGACAUCAUCGUCCGAGGUGGUGUUCUCAGAAAUGGUCACUUCAUCCAUGGGUGUAAUUUUGCCAUCGAUACUCUCAUCUUCGUCGAUAGAAACAAUUGUAUCAUCAAUAUCAUCAAGUCUUAGCUCAGAGUCCUUUAUGUCAUCAGAAAUGGUAUCACCAUCUUCCUCAAUGAAUGUGAUCUUGCCAACACAAAUGACAUCAUCGUCCGAGGUGGUGAUCUCAGAAAUGGUCACUUCAUCCUCCAUGGGUGUAGUUUUGCCAUCGAUACUCACAUCUUCGCCGAUAGAAACUAUUUUAUCGUCAACAUCAUCUAGUCUUAGCUCGGUGGCGUUUAUGUCAUCAGAAAUAGUAUCGUCAUCUUCCUCAAUGAAUGUGAUCUUGCCAACACAAAUGACAUCAUCUUCCGAGAUGCUGUCCUCAGAAAUGAUCACUUCAUCCUCCAUGAGUGUAAUUUUGCCAUCGAUACUUACAUCUUCGCCGAUAGAAACGAUUUUAUCGUCAACAUCAUCUAGUCUUAGCUCAGUGGCAUUUAUGCCAUCAGAAAUGGAAUCGUCAUCUUCAUCCUUGAUUGUUAUCUUGCCAACCGAUGUGGUCUCCUCAGAAAUGGUACCAUCGUCCUCGUUUGUGUCAGAAUUAUUACCUGUACUGCCAUCGGAAUUACAUUCAUCAUCAGUGGACUCUUCUUCGUUAGAUAUAUUUUCAUCUUUUUCCUACCUCAUAACAUCUUCAGAUCUUAUGGAAUCAGAUAAGAUACUCACAUCAUCAAUGGCUACACCCUUUUCCUCGAUAUCAUUACCAGAAAUAACAACAUCCUCUGAAAUGACAUCAUCAUCGCUGAUUAUGAUACCGUCCUCUGAAAUAUCAAGUUCCUUAAUGCUGGCAUCUCCUAUUUUAACCUCUUCGUCAAUGUACUCGUCCUUAGUUAUGGAACCGUCGAUGUCAAUAUCUUCUGUAGAGGUUAUUACAUCUUCCAGUCAAAUGGUAUCGGAAGAAAUAUCAACAUUAUCAAUGGUAUAUUCUUCUUUUGAGAUGAUAACAACUUCUUCCUCAGUACCAUUACCAGAAAUAAAAACUUCCUCUGAAAUGACAACGUCCUCAUCUUUGAUUAUGAUACCGUCAUCCGGGAUACCUUCAUCGGAGAUGUCUGCCUCAUCUUCCACAGCGAUGAUACCUUCCUCCGAAACAGCUACGUCUUCUUCCAUAGUCAUGAUACCAUCCUAUGGAAUGACCACAACAUCCUCUGACAUGAUAUCCUCUACUUUAUUGACGCCAUCCUCUGGAAUUGUUAGUUUGUCAUCCAAUAUGGUUUCCUCUUUAGAAAUGAUGACAUCGUCGAUACUGGCUUCGUCGCCACUAAUGGAAACAUCAUCCAAAAUAAUGACAACGUCCAUGCUUGUACCAUCAUCAUAUUCAUCAUUAUCAGUAAUCCAAACAUCCACUAUGCCAUCAUCGUCUUUGGAGAUAGUAGCCUCAUCGGUAUCAUCAUCAACAACACGAAUUAUGGCUUCAUCAGAGAUGGCAACGUCUUCGUCAGAAAUAGCAGCAUCUUCAUCGAUUAUGGCCACAUCCUCAGUCAUUAUUGUGUCAUCAGAAAUAACACCAUCACCAAGCAGUUCAAUGAUAGUAACAUCAUCGUUAGUGAUUACAAGUCCUCGUCCUAUAGUAACGGUGGAGAUAGAUGGCCGGUUUAGGAUAACCAACGGUAGCAUAUGGUCAGAUGCACUGAACAAUAAAACAACUGUUGAGUAUAUAACUUUGAAAAAUGACUUGAAAACAAAGUUAGAUAAGAUGUUUAAAAACAGUGAUUUAAAGGAUACCUUCAAGAAUAUUAACGAUGACGUUACUUUUAGUCAAGGAAGUGUGAUAGUUGAUUAUUCUGCUACGUUCCAAGGUUUUGAGUCAGUGUCUCCCGAUGCAGUCACGAAAGUCUUUAAAGAUAGUAUAGCAAGUAAUAAUAAUUUACUGGGAACCUAUACAAUCGAUGAACAAACCAUAGAGCAUCAAGAGAAAGGAUCCACCACAGCAACGACACCAGCACCAGGUGGUGUUCCACCAAAAUCUCAACUAUUACCACAUUGGGCUAUAGCGGUUAUAGUUUGUGGGGGCGUAUUAUUACUGUUCUUGUUAUUUAUGAUGUGUGUACUGUGUUCAAGGAGGCAUACAAGACAGAAAUACAGAAUGCCAGAAGAUCCAGAUGAUAUAGGUUACAGAAGAUCGUGGGCUAGUUCCAAUUCUGGUAGUGGAGAAUUUACAUAUGAAAACAAACUAGAAAUCUCAGAUAGCUUAGAUAAUAAUAGAAAACAGCCUUUAGCAGAGAAUGCAGAAAUAGCAUUAAAUGAUUCUUCACCUAGACAUGCUGCUCUCGAUUCGCAAAAAACUACAACCUUAUGAUCCUGUUUGUAUGUGUGCAUGUAUGCAUGAAAAUAGUAACGGAAAGUCUGGAGUAAAAUUAAACGGUAACAUAGGAAAUGGAAAGACAACAUUAUUUGAUAUAGAGCAAGAAUCGUGGGAGACUCAUUUAUAGAAGCUAUAGUGUUGCUACUUAAUUCCUUCAUACAGAAGCAAAAUGUGAUAGACUGAAUCUUAUUGACGUUGUCGUCAUUGAUGCAUAUUGUAGGGCGUGUAUAGCCACCGUAAUAUUCCUGAAAGUGUGCAUGUUUAAUAACUGUUAACGUUCUUCAUCAUAAAUGGACCAAGAACUUCUUUUGCUCAGGGAAGUAUUUCCUCAAUAUAUGUUGUUCGUUUUUGUUUAUGUAAGUUUAGUGAUAGUGAAAUUCUAUGCAACCCUGAAAUUAUGUUAUAAUUUAGACUUAAGUUAUUAACAAGUUGAGUAAAUGCUUCGCGGAGCAAAUAAAAUGUUUUUGUGCCCAGUCAUGUGGCUAUUAUGUGUGAGAUUAUUAUUAUAAAUUCAUUUCUAUAAUGUAAAUAAAUAUAUAGAUAUAUAUAUAUAUUUUUUUUAUAUCAAAUAUUGUUAAUAUUAAUUAUUGUAUAUUUUAUUACAUACUAUUAAGUAUAUUGUAGAUUUAUAUUAUUGGAUUAGGGAAAUAUAAUCCCUCAUAACGUGUAGCAUAACCCAUAGACCACUUUGUGUAUAAUAAUGUUACCCAUCUUUAUAAUAUCAAGAUAACGACGAUGCAUAUGUCACUAGCUAGCUUAGUGAGUCAUUUGUUUAUUAGUUAAUAGAACAUGGCAUAGCGAGAAAUGAAUGUGUCUGUGUUUGUUUUAGGUUGAAAUCAUUUGUGUCGUAUUAUCAUUCCUUCUAGACAAAACCGUACAAACCAUUGUUUAAAUAAAAAUAAGAGCGAUUCUCUCUUAUUUCAUACAAAAACGAUUCAAUGUUAAUAAAAAUAAGAGCGACGUCCCUUAUUUCAUAUACAAUGAUUCAGUUAUUUGUAAAUGAAUAUUUGUAGGAUAAAUUCUGUGAUUCCACUCGUCAUUCAACUCGCGCUACUUUAAUAAUAUUAUCAAUAAGCAAUAAAACCACAAGGAGCAUGGUGAAAUAUAUUUUACAGCAAUACGUGCAGAAUAUUAACUAGUCAUUUAGAUAGUAUCGACCAUUUUCUCGUAUUAUUUGUACAAAUAUCGUAUUAAAAAGUCUCGUUAUCAACUCUAUCAUUAUACAUGUCUCCGGUUUUGAUUAUUUUAUUAAACAUUUUUUUUCCUGUUGAAUAUUAAAAUUAUAUAAAUUUAUAUAUGUAUACUAUACAUUGUGAUGAAGGAAGUCUGUCUAUAUGUACACGUGAUAAUUACCUAUACAUUCAUUUUCUUUAUGUAAAUAUGUUUAUGUAUUGUUAAAAGUAUAUACAGUAACCAAAUUAAACCAUGGUCAACAGCAGACCAUUAGCAAUAUUAAUAGUGUUCAAUUGAAGAACCAUUAUCACUUUAACAUAGAAAAUAAAUGUAUUUUAUAUUGGACAAUGUUAUAUUUAAAACUACUAUCCAUCUAGUUAGAGAGAAGUAUUUUGUCUCAUCGUUCGUUUUACUGAAUAGUCAAAUCAUGUUAAAUUGAAAUUAUUUUUACCCACUGACGACGAGCUCGAAACCGCAAAUUCCUCUUUAGAACCGGGGAGAAAGGGGGGGGGGGGGUAUCUCAUUUCGAGCUGGCCAAUCCCACAUGUCCUCAAAAAAUGUGCCUUGUUUUGAACGUGUUCUGGGUGUGAUAAACUAUUAGUAUUAAAUUAAAACUAUAAUGUUUUGUUUUUGUUUAAAAAAAAAAUAAAUUUAGGCACAUUUAAUAUUACAUUUUCAUUAAUUACAAUACACCAUUGUGUGAAUAUAUUAAUUCUAUUAUGUUUUAUGAAUUCAUCGAUAAAAACUGCUUCAAAAUUAUUAUGCUGUUUAUAGAUUCUAAUUACAUAUUUUUGUAUAUUAAAUUCCCAAUGGUGUCGUUUUCGUUGUAUUAUAUUGUAUGAUCUCAUUCUUGUACAUUAACAUGCAUUAAUAUACAUCAUAAAAGACAUGGAAAUAAUUAAUAUUAUACACUGGCAUUUCUUUCAAAUAACAAUGCCCAGAUCCAAUAUACAAGAAUUGUUCUAUCUUAAAACUACCCCGCAUAAAAUAAGUGCUCAGUUAUUUAAAUCCUUACUCUAGAACCCGGGGCCUGUUUCACGAAAUCUUAACUAAAGAUAAAAUCCAAAUUUUAGUAGAUACUUCAAUUUUGAUUGGCUAAGCACUAAAAUCCAUCUAAUAUUAUCCAAUCAAAUUACUAAAAUUUGGAUUUUAUCUUAGUUAAAAUUUCGUGAAACAAGCCCCUGGUUCCUUAAAAUCUGCAGUGAUGAGAUACUCUCAAUAUAAGUGCUGAAAAAUACAACCUACUUCAAACUGUAUUUUCGUUUCGUAUAUUUUAAUGAUCACUCCAUUUACAGAAAUAACAAAACGAAACGAAAUGUCGGUGAGUAUCUACAUUUAAGACUUGGUUACAGAUACCGUUCAUUGUCUGACAUAAAAAAAUAGGUCACAAAAACUUAGAACAUUUCGUCCUUGUUCUUGCCAUUCCAUGUAAAUACUUUUUUUAUAUACAUAUCGUUCACAAUAUCAUUUUUUUAAAUAAUAAAUUGUGUUAUUAUUAAUGUCUAUAUUUGUAUAAUUACUAUGAAUUAAAAUCUGCAUUUAUUGCAGUAUUUGUACAUUUUUAUGCAAAAAGUAUAUUAUACAGAAACGAUAAACUUGCAAUUUAUUCAGUAUUUUGAUACCAUUUUUUUUUCUUCAAAACAUGUAAUUAUUAUAUCUAUUGUAUAACUCAUACCUUAUUUCAUAAAUACAUUCCACUAUA